This is a messenger RNA of Tricharina praecox, 2861 nucleotides long. RefSeq lists its product as uncharacterized. Lineage: Eukaryota; Fungi; Ascomycota; Pezizomycetes; Pezizales; Pyronemataceae. The record is from RefSeq and is a predicted model, not a curated record. Gene Ontology annotation, biological process: proteolysis. Bases 40 to 2673 code for a protein of 877 amino acids. The transcript has 8 exons. Gene Ontology annotation, molecular function: serine-type peptidase activity.
CUAGAUCCUCUAGUAGUGGUUAACCAGCUUCCCCACACGAUGCAUCUUCACGAAAUAACAAUCCCCACCUUCUUGAUAAUGCAGCUGCCACUCCUAUCAGCGUUGCGCAUAUUAGCGUCGGUAUCCUCACCAAUACCAACACAAUCGUGCCCACGCGCCGUAAAUAUUUCCACUAGCUGGGAUCUUCUGGGGCCGUUCCAGCUAGGUACACGCGAAGCCGAAUGGACCGGCGACCCAGUCUCGCGAUACGGCGGGUUCGGAGCAUUGAGCUUCUCCUCUAACGGGAGCUUUCCGAGUGCCCUGGCCCCGAACGGGACCGCGGGCUGGUCGGCAGCUACAGCCUCUGGCGGAAACGUCCUGGUCUCCUUCCCGGAGGUGGACUGGGACGCCCUCCGGUCCGUGUACGGCUGGUCGGCGUUGCAGUUCCAAGCUUGGGCGCGCGGCGAGGUGGUGUUGUGCUCCGAGGCGACGGUGGCGCUGUAUAUCUCUGGCGCGGCUGCGGAGUUCAGUAUUGCGGGGAGACGACAUGUAGGCGGGGAUUAUUACGAGUUCCGCCGCGCCCCGUUGGUGGUCAGGCUGCCUGCCGGAAGGCAUGCUAUUGAUGUUAGGGUAACGCAUGAUAUUAGAGCGUUUGGGGGCGUAGAUAGUGUCAAGUUUAGGGUUGAGGCAGUGGUUGUGGAGGGUGGAAUGAGCGUGGGAGAGGGCGUGGUGGUGCCUGAUGUGGUUGAAGGAAGAUUGGUGGGUGAGUGGGUGAGUGUUCCGGUCCGGAAUGAUGGCGUGGACUGGAUCCAGGUGGUGGGUGUACGCGGAAAGAGAAAUUCCACCAGAGUGGCGGGGUUCGAGUCGGUAAGAUUGGCACCCGGACAGUCCAGGCCGAUCAAAUUUCGGGUUACAGACGUCCCUGCCAACACGACGACCUUGGAAAUGGUGUUGAGAUAUCGGCGAGAGGGCGGGAUCGAGGAUCACGAAGUGCCGGUCACCAAGUAUUUAAAUCUCAUCGAACACUGGUAUCAGCCACAGAAAUACACAUUUCUGCACCCAUCCGGUAUAGUUUCGUAUGCUGUACUUAGACCGCCGUCUCCAAACGCUCCAUGCAAGGCGGUACUGGAGAAAAAACUGCCUAUCUUCCUGUCUCUGCACGGGGCUGGCGUGGAAGCAGAUAACCCACAAUCCAAAGAGUCUUAUGACGGGCUUCCUGAUCUCUGUGCAUGGCUCGUACUCCCUAGCGGAGGAACCACCUGGAGUGGUGAUGACUGGCAUAGGUGGGGAUUCCCCGAUGUCGAAGCUGCGAUUGCGGCGAUACCUCGAUGGAUGAAGAAGGUGAACUGGACACGGCAAGGCGUACACCUUGAUAGAUGGGUUGUCAGUGGCCAUUCAAACGGCGGGCAAGGGACUUGGUAUGCGCUCACGCAUAGGAGUGACAAUAUCAUCGCCGCAGCACCACUUUCGGGAUACCUUUCCAUUCCCGUGUAUGUGCCAUACCACAUGUGGCAUGAAUCCGAUCCUCGAAAGAAUGCGAUAGUCCUCGCAUCGUUGAACAGCUAUAAGCACGAGCUCCUGGCUCCGAAUGUGCGAGGCACGCCUGUAUUGCAACAGCAUGGAAGAGACGACGAUAACGUUCCGGUCUAUCAUUCCAGACGAAUGCAUCAGCUUAUCGCAGAAGAAGAUUGGUUGACUGAGUAUUGGGAGAUUCCGCACAAGGGACAUUGGUGGGAGGGGGUCAUGACCGACAGUAGACUGCCCGAAUUCCUGAGACACCAUCUGAACGACAAGCCAGUGGUUCCAGAGUUGCCUGAUAAAUUCUCGCUAGUUGUGGCAAAUCCUGCAGAUAUGGGCUCAAGAGGUGGUAUCAUUGUGGACCAACUUGAAGAACCGGAUAGAAUCGGCCGUAUAGACGUCGAGGUGCAAGGCAGCACCUGGUCCCUGACGACUUCGAACAUCCGCAGAUGGCAUUUUGCGGGACUGAGGUCAUAUACCAGCGAAUAUCCGGAGCGAGUGAUUGUCGACGAGCAAGCCGUCGUUUUCCCGGCUGUCUGGAAUCCUUCGUCGACGGUUUUGCUUUCGAAUAGCGGUUCUUGGAUGGUUACGGAAGAUGCGGACUGGCGAGAGGGCGAGAGGGCUAGACGGCAGUGUGGUGCAUUGGACGCCUUCCUUGCUUCCCGCGGACCGUUCCGCAUAAUGGUUCCCACAGGAGCAACUGCCUUUGAGCGGGCUGCAGCACUAGACGUAUCGAGGAACCUCUAUCAGUUCUUCGCAGCAGACACCGAGAUUACCAGCCAGCUCGAAGAUACCAGCGCCGAUGGCAACGCAGUCAUUUUUGGCCGACCAUCGCCAGAUCUCGCAUGUGCCACCGAUAGCUUUCCCAUCACCAUCUCGGACAAGGCCGUUGAGAUCACCGAUGCGAUGGGCAAGACAAAGCGGCUAAAAAUUGAAAGCGGAAUGGGCGCAAUAUACAUCUGCCCUCUCCCCCGGGGACGGUUGAUGCUCGUGCUGUGGGGAGCAGACGAGGCCGGCCUGCUUGCCGCUACUCGCCUCUUGCCGCUCAGGACCGGAGUGGGCCAGCCCGACUUUGUUGUGAUCGGGAGAGACUCGAGCUGGGCAGGGGUGGGCGGAGCAAAAGCACUUGGAAUGUUUGACUCCACAUGGCGAGUCUCAAGGGCUUCGUAUGUAUGAGCCUCGCUGUUGUCUUUCAUCCAAACAGACAGCCGAGGCAUGAUCAAGACGGCACGAAUUCCAGCAAUGCACGUAUGCACAAAUGCAUGCAGACACAUACAGAAUACCAUCACGUGCCUGCUUGAUACUGUUGUACUAUUGCAUCUGUGCCGUAGACCUCUCCUGCGCUGCUGUUCUGUUUGCCGAAG